AUGGCGAGGAACCGCAACCGGUCAAGACCCGAGCCGCCGGUCCCCAACACGGCGGAAAGCACUUAUUCUUAUAUGCUGCAAUGCGUGUCCAACGAGACGUUCUUCUUUGUGGCGGCCAUGUUAUUCGUCACCCAGGUGUCGAUUGUUAUGUGCGGCACUAUGUUUCCGCCUUCGUCGCAAAACAAACAACCGGUGUUGGCAACGACAUGUUUGAAAACUCCAAAAAACAGUAUGCCGGAAGUUUACGGCCAUAGCCUAAGAAGUUGUAAAACAUACAAUUUAGAAGAGUACAGCCCAGGAAGUCUAAAUACCACAAAUUUGGAUGAGGAUGAAAUCGUUUUUUCCUUCGAGAUGCCCGAACCGGAAGACCACGAUUCGCUUAUCCGGUACUUACGUUGGCAGCAAAAUAUCAUCGGAAGUAUGUUUUUUGAAGUUGCUCAUCGUCCGGAAGAUAAAGAGGAUGUUAUUAUAUUCGAUGUAGGCAUGGAUAUCGAAUUUACACAUGCUAACAAAGGUAGUCAGUUUGCCAAAUUUUAUGAAAUGAUCGACGUGAAACACCAAGUGGAUUGUAAAUUGUUGUACAACGACAUGUAUGCUUGCACAAUGAUUAAAUUGUUCGAAUUAUCUCCGUUUAAUUUCGAUUAUAACAUGGUGAAGAUAAAACUUCGGGGCGAUUCUACUAAGCUGAAGAGAUUGACGGACAUGUGGCUAACGGUGAAAAAUAAAAACGACUUCGUGUCCAGACUAUGGCUGUUAUUCAAAACGAUGGUAUGGUUUUUGGCUUUUUCAAUAGCCGUAUUGGCGUACAAGACAUGGCGCCAAAUUGAACGCCACGACUCCAAGUUCCAUAUAACGAUAACAGAAAUGUUUACUUCGAUUCUUGCGUUGUUGCUUGUACCGUUGGACGUAGCGGUGAGACCAUUUAACGCAGGUUUAGCGGAUUCUAUGCUAGUCUUUAGAAACAACAAUUUCCACAUCGCAUUAAUUAUUUACUGGAUUAUUUUCAUCGGCGAACAUCUCGUGGAUAGUAAGAAAAGGAGUUUGUAUUACUUCGCAAGGUCGGCGAGCUGCAUCACAACUGUGUGCUCUUUUAACUUGGUGACCAACUGGUGGAUAAGAGGUGGCGAAUUGAGAAGUAGUUCGUUUGCCUCGGUCGCCGCAUCGGAACUGAGCGUUUUCGUAUUGAUGGCGAAACCGUUGAUGUCGCUGACAUACCCUGAGGACGACCAAGAUAUCAAUUCGUUAGUGCCAAAUAGCUUCUCAUAUUAG
Adelges cooleyi (spruce gall adelgid) is the source of this 1269-nucleotide messenger RNA. RefSeq names its product protein wntless-like. The transcript has 9 exons. Gene Ontology annotation, cellular component: organelle membrane; endomembrane system. The coding region runs from base 1 to 1269 and encodes 422 amino acids. Gene Ontology annotation, molecular function: Wnt-protein binding. The record is from RefSeq and is a predicted model, not a curated record. Lineage: Eukaryota; Metazoa; Arthropoda; Insecta; Hemiptera; Adelgidae. Gene Ontology annotation, biological process: Wnt protein secretion; intracellular protein transport; Wnt signaling pathway.